AACUCCCCACUCUUGUGCUUUUGGUCGAGCAUCGCAUCUAUCUCCUGUUGCGUCUAAAGUUGGACUUUCCAACAUGUAUGGUAGCGGGUGAGGUGAUUUGUCGCGAUACAGAUGUCGAGUAGAAGAAACGCGACCAUGCUGCGUUUACGACUCGCGUGACGUCUGUGUGUUGUUGUUGCCGUCGCUGUUAACGUCCGUGAGUUCGACUGAUGGAUCAUCUGAAGGAGGAAUUGCAGCAGAUCUCCACAUGGUGCACCCAGGAGGGUCUUGACCCCGACGCCCCUGAAGAGGCUCAGCUGUGUUUCUUAUGGCGUGCUCAUCGGCACGUAAGAAGCCGACUCAGCACUGCAUUGAGAGAGCUGGAUGUCCAGCAUGCUGGACACUUGGCAGAGAUGGCAGAGGUGUGCAAGUCCCUGGAGCAGAUCCGAAACUUCACGGAGCAAAAAAACGUUCUCGCUCUGGAGAUACAAGACGAGAACGACCAGCUGAAGGAUCAGUUGCAGCGCUUCAUAUCCCUGCAAGAUGCCCAGCUAAGCGAAGUGGCCAAAAUGCUGUACCAGCAGGGUCUGACUGAGCUGGUCCACUGCAGCCCCAGUGAGCAGGUCGCCUACCUGCUGGUGGAGAGAGAUUCACUUCUGGAGACCGAGGAGAACCAGGAUGUCCCGACUGCUGGCAGUCCCAAAGCUGGAUCUCCGCUGACAAGUCACCAUAAGGGGGCUCCCCGCCUUGGCCAAAGCCCGUGGAAACGUCUCUUCGGACUCCACAGGACUUGCCCCAAUAAGCCGUCGUUAACGCCUGAGGGGAACAUACAGGCGACCACUCGGUCCGGUGGUCUCGAGAAGCAGUGUUCACGUCUGGAGCGAGACCUUGAAGAAGGCUCCCGCCGCUUGGCCAUGGCUCACAAUGAGAUUCGCCGUUUGACGGACCAGUUGGACUCCGCCCACUUGACCCAGAGGACUUACGAGCCGGAGCUGCAGAAAGCUCAACAGCAGGUGGAGCAGCUCCGACAGGAAGUGGGGAAACUCAAGAAAUACGAAAUUGUGGAGCUCCGGAAGGCGAAGGAGCUCAACGAUCGGCUGGAGUCGGAGGUGCGGGCCCUGAGGAGCCGCCAGGGAGCUCUGACCUCACCGGACGACGGCGAAGAGUCGAAGGAGGUGGAGAGGCUGGAGUCAUUGAUGAACCAGCAUCAGAAGGAACUCCAAAUCCUGCAGCUGGAAGCUAAAAGGAGCAGAGAGGAAGCACAGUCACAAGCAGCUGAAUUGAUGCAGAGCAACAGGUUGUGCAGGGAUUUGGAAAACAAGUUGAAUGAAGUGACACGGAAACUUGCAGAAAAGGAGUCAGAGAUACAGAAGCUGCAACAGACCUUGGUCCAGACCAGCAGCAGAGGAAUCAGUUUAAACCCCAAAACUACUUCCCAAGGUCCAAAAUGCCAGGAUCAAGAAGAAGCACAGAAUAAUGGAAGGUAUUCUGCACCAAACAACAAAAGAACAGCACAGAAAGAUGCGUCACUACUGCAGACGGAGCUACACGAGGAGUGUCCCAGCUGCAGAGGCGCCGCUAAGACCUUGCUGGCGACACGAGAGGAGUGUGAAAGCCUGAAGAGGGAAAUCUGUCAAACCCUUCAAAGUCUUGACAAAGAGCGGAGUAAAUACCACGAGAAGACGGAGAAGCACAAAGUGAAACUGAGCCGACUGAUGCAGAAGACAGAUGAGGACACCAGGUGGAGGGAUGAGAAGAUCGAGCGUCUGGAGAGAGAGGCGUCGCUCUGCUCCCACUCCUUAGUGAAGGAGAAGGAGCUUGUGACAAGCAUCACCAUGGAGAAUGAGAAGCUCCUGGAGGAGCGCAGGCGUCUACUCCAGCAGCUGAGUGAGGAGCAGCACAACAGCAGCGACAGCCAGCAGGCCGCGGCCUUGGCCAAGCGAAGGGUGGAUUUCCUGGAGCUUGAAAACAAGAAUUUGGGAAAGAAAAUACUUCAUAUGUCGGACCAGCUGUCUGCGCUGGAGCGACGACUGCAUGGUCUUCAGCCGCCGAAGUUUAUUACAGAUUUGAAAAACACUCAUACGUUUUUCAACUCCAGCGUGAAGAUACCCGAGUUCUCAAAACCCUCCGGCUCAUCGGUGACCAACCCCUCAGUGGGUGGAGACCAGGCGGCUGCGCUUCGGUCAGCAGAGGCUGGUUACCUAAACCUGACCUCAGCUCUGAGCCCCUCCGAACGCUCUGCUGAUGAGAAGCUUUGCAGCCACAUCGACUUGAAUCAGGAGCUGGAAACCUGCUAGUCAAGUGUGUUCUCAUCUGCUUUUUGGAAAUAUUUGACGGAAGUUUGUCUACUGUCAAAGGCACCUCACAGUAACAGUGCGGCUCAAGAUAAAGGUGUUAAAAUAAAUU
Synchiropus splendidus (mandarinfish) is the source of this 2385-nucleotide messenger RNA. RefSeq names its product myosin-14. NCBI's taxonomy places the organism in Eukaryota, Metazoa, Chordata, Actinopteri, Syngnathiformes, Callionymidae. The record is from RefSeq and is a predicted model, not a curated record. The transcript is spliced from 18 exons. Bases 210 to 2276 code for a protein of 688 amino acids.